This is a messenger RNA of Pimephales promelas (fathead minnow), 926 nucleotides long. It is a transcript of the gene fis1, whose product is annotated as fission, mitochondrial 1. Gene Ontology annotation, biological process: mitochondrial fission; peroxisome fission; autophagy of mitochondrion. NCBI's taxonomy places the organism in Eukaryota, Metazoa, Chordata, Actinopteri, Cypriniformes, Leuciscidae. Gene Ontology annotation, molecular function: protein binding. The record is from RefSeq and is a predicted model, not a curated record. Gene Ontology annotation, cellular component: mitochondrial outer membrane; peroxisomal membrane.
UUUAUUUUGACAACUUCGUGAACAAGCUAGUGUUGUUGGAUUUUCCGCGAACAUGGAGGCGAUUGUGUCAGAUGUAGUGGCACCAGAAGAUCUAAAGAGGUUUGAGAAGAAGUAUAAUGCAGAGCUGUUGAAAGGACCUGUUUCAAAGGAAACCACCUUUGAAUACGCCUGGUGUUUGAUCAGAAGCAAGUACACAAAUGAUAUUGUAAAAGGCAUUCAUCUUUUGGAAGAACUGGUUCAAGCGAGUAAAAAAGACGAUCAGAGAGAUUUUCUCUUCUACCUGGCUGUUGCAAACUACAGACUCAAGGAGUAUGAGAAAGCACUGAAGUACAUUCGUACUCUGCUGAAGACUGAACCAGGUAACAAACAGGCCCUGGAACUGGAGAAACUCAUCAACGAUGCGCUAAGAAAAGAUGGCUUGGUUGGCAUGGCGAUCGUUGGCGGUAUCGGAUUAGGUGUGGCCGGAUUGGCUGGUCUUAUUGGUUUGGCCGUGUCCAAAGGUGCAAAGUCCUAAUGUGACGUUUCUGAGAAGCGUACUUUGAUUCCUUUCCUGUUCAGAAAAGAGACUUAAUGAUUUCAUAAAAUCUUAUAAUCACAUAAAAACCAUAAGGAAGCCUAUCCCUUUUUUAUUUUGUAUUAUUCUGCCAUGCCUUUCAUAAUUACGCCAGCUCUUUUUGGUAUGUAUAGAAAUGUGGGGUUGGAAUAAACUAAAAACUAUGUUUUAUUUCUCUGUAAUCAUUAAAUUGUUUUAAUGCAGUUCAUCUACCGAUGAUUGCCAAAGAUUUGUCGUUAUGGAUGAGGUGUAUUGUAAUAGCAUGCACCUUUAAUAUAUAACUGCAUUUACACUAAUGGUAAUCAAUAUUUUGAUAACUUAAGUAAGACCUCACAUGUGUUAAAGAAUUAAAAUGUGUGUUUGCUAAAGUGUA